Lacerta agilis (Sand lizard) is the source of this 2461-nucleotide messenger RNA. It is a transcript of the gene GDAP1L1, whose product is annotated as ganglioside induced differentiation associated protein 1 like 1. The transcript is spliced from 6 exons. Bases 206 to 1309 code for a protein of 367 amino acids. The record is from RefSeq and is a predicted model, not a curated record. NCBI's taxonomy places the organism in Eukaryota, Metazoa, Chordata, Lepidosauria, Squamata, Lacertidae.
AGCGCUACACUCCUUCUCUUCCUCAAGCUAGAUGCGGCUUCUGAUCCAGCUGCCCUGGGCUCGCCAUGCAAAUCUGGGGUGAGUAAUGAAAUCGAACCCCCUUGGCUCCGGGAGUGAUGCUGUUUCCAUGAGCCCAUGUGAUGCUCCGAUAGUACAGCAGCUGCAGCUCUCUCCUUCUCCUGCUCUUCCAUAAGCACAGGCUGUCAUGGCGACUCCCAACAAUGUUACUCCCACCAACUGCAGCUGGUGGCCCAUUUCAGCACUGGAGAACGAUGCAGGCAAAUCCAUGGAAGACGAGGCCAACCAGGACCCGGCACACCCUGCGUUCAGAUCCAAGGACAGGCUGGUUUUGUAUCAUUGGACCCAGUCAUUCAGCUCACAGAAGGUCCGCCUGGUCAUCGCAGAAAAGGGGUUACCCUGCGAAGAGCGGGAUGUGAGCAUGCCGCUGACUGAGCACAAAGAGCCAUGGUUUAUGCGUCUCAAUCUUGGGGAAGAGGUACCUGUGAUCAUCCACGGAGACAACAUCAUCAGUGACUAUAAUCAGAUCAUCGAUUACAUGGAGAAGAACUUCACAGGAGAGCAUGUUACCCAGCUAAUUCCGGAGGAGGGGAGCCUCCUGCAUUCCAGAGUGAUGCAGUACAGAGAGAUCCUGGAUUCCCUGCCCAUGGAUGCCUAUACACACGGAUGCAUUCUCCACCCAGAGCUCACCAUGGACUCUAUGAUUCCAAAGUAUGCUACAGCCGAGAUCCGAAGACAUUUAGUUAAUGCCAGCUCAGACCUGAUGAAAUUAGACCACGAAGAGGAGCCACAGCUAUCAGAGCCAUACCUUUCCAAACAGAAGAAGCUCAUGGCCAAGAUCCUGGAACAUGACAAUGUGAACUACUUGAAGAAAAUCCUGGGUGAUCUGGGAAUGGUGCUAGAUCAGAUUGAAGCUGAGCUGGAGAAAAGAAAAAUUGAAUACCAAGGGCAGAAGUGUGAACUCUGGCUUUGUGGGUGCGUCUUCACCUUGGCUGACAUCUUGUUGGGAGCCACGCUGCAUCGCCUCAAGUUUCUAGGACUCUCUAAGAAAUACUGGGAAGACGGCAGUAGGCCCAACCUACAGAACUUCUUUGAAAGGAUACAAAAACGCUUUGCCUUCAGGAAAGUUUUGGGAGACAUACACACCACCCUUCUCUCGGCAGUGGUACCCAAUGCCUUUAGGCUGGUCAAGCGGAAACCGCCAUCCUUCUUCGGAGCCUCCUUCCUCAUGGGAUCUCUAGGGGGGAUGGGGUAUUUUGCGUAUUGGUAUCUAAAGAAAAAAUACAUCUAAUGCUGGCUGUUCUGGUGUUUAGUUUGGUGUCUCUGUGCUGUGUGAAACCAUGAUGAAUCUUCAGUAACUGUAAUGAAAUUUGAAACCAAUAUGAAUAACUAUACUGUUAAUGUAACAUUCCAUAGUCUAGAAGUAGAAAAACCUAUACUGCAAGGAAAGCGAAUCAACGACGACAACAAAAAUUCAACUUGUACAAUGCCUUUUUUUAGGUUUAAGUAUUAUACAAAAAAAAAAGUAUUAUACAACUGUAAACAGUGGUUGUGUUAAUGCUUACACAACCGCUAUGGAGCAAAACUGCCCUCUAGCACAGGAAAGCGCCAUGAUAAGAGAAGCAACAACAUCCCCAGCGACACAAAAUGGAAAGACGGGGUUAUCUUCUGCACCUUUACAUUUUUUUUCCAAUGUUUGUUGGCCACAUAGCACAUUUUCCCCCACAGGUGCAAAUUUCGGGGACUUUUCUCCCCUAAGAGCUGUUGUGGUGUUGUGAUGAUGACAUAGGCUUAUUUUUUAACAAAACACAGACACGCACACAACAGAAAUAGAAUGAACAGAGUCAGUCAGACCACAGUAGUUUGUGAAGUUCUAGCUUAAGGUGGAAAUGAAUUAUAUGUGUCUCUUUCUCUCUUUGUAUACCAUCAUUUCCAUUCAAUCAAGCAUUUUUAAUCGACUUGCGCUUAGAAUGUAUCCACUUUCUACUUCUAUAUUUUUUUUAAUUUGCUUUUUUAAUUGUUGACAGCCAGUGGGUUUCUUCUGAUUGUAUCCUUGAUUUCACAGAUGAAUUUCUGUCUUACUGAGGUGUUUUCCUCGAGUUCCUUUCAUGAAUUUGCCAAGCAUCGUUCACCAAAGGAGCCUUGCCGGACUCUUAACAACAUGACUGUUUUCAUAAGUUUCAAGCCAUUUCCAAAGGAUGUGUUUUCAUUUCUUUCUCUUCUCUCCCCCCCCAUCAUUCCUUCCUCGAGGAGCAUUUUUUUAAAUUCACUUUUUUGCUGUGUAUUUUCUUAGAAACACUUUGCACAGAAAAUCACCUUUCUCACUUUCUUGUGCCUUUUGCAUGUUGGAAAGAGUAAUGAGCACCACUGCUACUCAUGCUUAAAAACCGUCUGAGAACCUAAAUAAAUCAUAUGGGAGGAUUAAUGGCUUUACAUUUCUAAA